AUGGUAUUAUUGCCAAAUGGUGAGGGGAUUUUUAUAAUUUCUAAUGCCUUGAUACUUUUGCAGACGUCACUGAAUUCUCCAUUUCCAAGAAUUAAUGUUGACUUUGCCCUGAGUGAAGGAGACAGUUAUAUACUACUUCAGGAGACGGGCCCCACUGAAUUUACUGUGCACGAUCCAGAGCAGGAGAUCAGUCUGGGUCCCGCCUGCUGGCUGUGGGACUACCUGCGUCGCAGUGGACAAGGAGGAUACUUCCUGCCUCUAAGUGGCGGCAUCGACAGUUCUAGUUCUGCCUGCAUCGUGGCAUCCAUGUGUCACCUGGUGGUUGAUGCCUGCUGGUCUGGAGAUAAAACUGUGAUUGCUGAUGUUGAGCGUAUAGUGGGAGAAGAGGGCUAUCUACCAUCAGAUCCAGAGGAGUUGGCUAACAGGCUGUUUACCACCUGCUACAUGGGUUCAGAAAACAGCUCUGUCGACACAAAGACCCGAGCAGCAAACCUCGCCAAGCAGAUUGGGAGCUAUCACUUAAGUAUUUGUAUUGAUGUUGCGGUAGCUGCUGUUCUCACCAUCUUCACUGCUGCAUUGUGUGUGGUGCCCAAGUUCAAAGUUCAUGGCGGCAGUCUUCGAGAAAACUUAGCUCUUCAAAAUGUUCAGGCUCGACUGCGGAUGGUGUUGGCGUAUAUGUUUGCUCAGUUGAGUCUGUGGGCUCGAGGCAGGUCAGGAGGUCUCCUCGUUCUCGGAUCAGCUAAUGUAGAUGAAAGUUUACGGGGUUACAUGACUAAGUAUGAUUGUUCGAGUGCUGAUGUCAAUCCUAUUGGAGGAAUCAGCAAAACGGACCUGCGUCUUUUCAUCAAGUACUGUGUGAAAACAUUCGGAUACACGUCCCUUGUUGGCAUCCUGGAAGCUCCACCAACUGCAGAACUUGAGCCGCUAGCUGAUGGUCAGAUUGCCCAAACAGAUGAGCAAGACAUGGGGAUGACAUAUGAAGAAUUGUCUGUGUUUGGACGACUUCGGAAGCAGAAGUUGUGUGGUCCAUACAGCAUGUUUUGUAAACUUGUUCACACAUGGAGUGAUCACUACACACCAAGCCAGGUUGGAGAUAAGGUAAAGCAUUUUUUCCGAAGUUAUGCAAUUAACCGACACAAGAUGACUGUCCUGACACCAGCCUACCAUGCAGAGUCCUACAGUCCGGACGACAAUCGCUUUGAUCACAGACAAUUCUUGUACAACACACACUGGCCCUGGCAGUUCACCUGUAUUGAUAGACAGAUGAAGACGUUAAUGAAUGCGCUGAAGAGGGAUCCUGAACUGUUGAAUCGCAGUAGGACGAAUUCUACUACUAACAUGAGAAGGGACAACGCUGUCAGGUCCACUCAAAGUCCAGGGGUUGCUGCUAAAACUACAGCCUGCAUCAGUUCCUUUCCCAGUGUCACUGUUACGAUCCAAGUAACAGACAACUUGGUACACUCCGUUGCAGGACACGCAAGUAACCAAGAUACAGACUGUGGCAGUUACACUCUCAAGAAACGCAGACUGCUGACCUGUCCUUAGCCUCCAGUUUAUGUUAACAGACUGACUAUAGACAUCACAUCACUAUUACAUACCUGUCCUUAGCAUCCAGUUUAUGUUACUAGACUGACUAUAGACAUCACAUCACUAUUACAUACCUGUCCUUAGCAUCCAGUUUAUGUUACUAGACUAUAGACAUCACAUCACUAUUACAUACCUGUCCUUAGCCUCCAGUUUAUGUUACUAGACUGACUAUAGACAUCGCAUCACUAUUACAUACCUGUUCUUAGCAUCCAGUUUAUGUUACUAGACUAUAGACAUCACAUCAUUAUUACAUACCUGUCCUUAGCAUCCAGUUUAUGUUAACAGACUGUAGUUUCAUCUGGGCAAAAAUGUAUGCAAUUUUAUUUCAUCUAGUACCACUGUGUCAAGUAGCCUUUUGCUUGAAACAUGUAUGGGGUAUCUGUAAAAAAAAGUAAUCAAAUUUUGUGUGGAACUAGGGUAGUCAUAGACGCUACCCAUUAUCACAGAAAUGAGACCCCCAAUUGUUUCUGAUUCACUUUAAGGGUGAGGGGUGGUAGUAUUUAUAUCUGUGGCAUUUAUAUCAAUUGAUACGCUGCAGCAGGGGUGGGGAAAAGCCCUUUUUUCCCGGUCUGGGACCGAUUCU
Messenger RNA from Gigantopelta aegis, 2170 nucleotides. Its product is annotated as glutamine-dependent NAD(+) synthetase-like. Gene Ontology annotation, molecular function: NAD+ synthase (glutamine-hydrolyzing) activity; glutaminase activity. The record is from RefSeq and is a predicted model, not a curated record. Bases 1 to 1545 code for a protein of 514 amino acids. Gene Ontology annotation, cellular component: cytoplasm. Lineage: Eukaryota; Metazoa; Mollusca; Gastropoda; Neomphalida; Peltospiridae. Gene Ontology annotation, biological process: NAD+ biosynthetic process. The transcript has 12 exons.